Molecule: messenger RNA, 917 nt
Organism: Medicago truncatula (barrel medic)
Lineage: Eukaryota; Viridiplantae; Streptophyta; Magnoliopsida; Fabales; Fabaceae
Product: zinc finger Ran-binding domain-containing protein 2
Exons: 3
Coding region: 181-624 (147 amino acids)
Cellular component (GO): cytoplasm
Molecular function (GO): mRNA binding
Source: RefSeq, a predicted model, not a curated record
UAAAAAGUACUACAAUAUUCUCUUUUCCCUCCAUUUAUCCUCUUUUUUAUGUGGUGUCUUCUAGUAUAUAAACCAUGCCUAUUGUCACAUUUCUUCAUCAAUCUCUCCCUCUUUCAGCUUCUCUAUCUAUAAUAGUUCAAGUUACUUUAUUAUCUUGAGUAAUUUGCCAAAGGAGUAAACAUGAGUAGGCCAGGAGAUUGGAACUGCAGGUCAUGCCAGCACAUGAACUUUCAAAGGCGCGAAUCGUGUCAAAGAUGCGGCGAUUCAAAGUAUGGAGAGAGAGUUGAUUAUGGAUCAGUUUUUGGAGGAAUUAGAGGAGGAUCUUCAUUUGGUUUAAGUGGUUCGGAUGUUCGUUUAGGUGAUUGGUAUUGUGGUGCUGGUAAUUGUGGUGCACACAACUUUGCCAGUCGUUUAAGUUGCUUCAAAUGUGGUGCUUUCAAAGAUGACCUAGCUGGAGGAGGAUAUAAUAAUAGUGAUAUUUUGCUUUCAAGAGGUUUCGGUGGAAGUACAAGACCUGGAUGGAAAUCUGGUGAUUGGAUAUGCAACAGAUUAGGAUGCAAUGAACACAACUUUGCUAGCAGAAUGGAAUGUUUCAAAUGCAGCGCACCAAGAGACACCUACUAGAAAUGAGAUUAUCCAAGCAAAAAAAGACUAGAGAUGCUGCAAGAUUUUCUUUAUUAGUUAUUACUAUGGGAUGUUAAGGAUUUCUAAAAAGGUGGUCCAAAAUGCUAUGUUUAUUAGAGAAACCAAAUCCCAAUUAGGCUCUUCUUUAGAUUUCCCUUUAAAACUAUAACAAUGUUGUUUUUGUGCUUUAAACUAUUUUAAUUUCUUUGAUCUUUGUGUUAGAGAGUUCAUUUAUUGUACGGUGCGUGGCUUUCUUUAAUGAAGAUUAAUAUCUCCUUUCUUUUCUCAUGAAA